Molecule: messenger RNA, 4932 nt
Organism: Calidris pugnax (ruff)
Lineage: Eukaryota; Metazoa; Chordata; Aves; Charadriiformes; Scolopacidae
Gene: MSN
Product: moesin
Exons: 13
Coding region: 117-1859 (580 amino acids)
Biological process (GO): positive regulation of early endosome to late endosome transport; regulation of cell shape; regulation of organelle assembly
Cellular component (GO): filopodium; plasma membrane; microvillus
Molecular function (GO): actin binding; cell adhesion molecule binding
Source: RefSeq, a predicted model, not a curated record
GCGAGGCGGGCGGAGAAGGCGCGGCGCGGUAGUCCCGUUAGAAGCAGCGCGGAACCCGCCGAGAUCCCCAACCGGCGCAGGAGGAGCGACCCGCCGUGCCCUAGUCCGCCGGAAAGAUGCCGAAAACGAUCAGUGUGCGUGUUACCACCAUGGAUGCUGAGCUGGAGUUUGCCAUCCAGCCCAACACUACAGGGAAACAACUCUUUGAUCAGGUCGUCAAGACGAUUGGUCUAAGGGAGGUCUGGUUCUUUGGACUUCAGUAUCAGGACACCAAGGGCUUCUCCACGUGGCUGAAACUGAACAAAAAGGUAACAGCACAGGAUGUACGCAAAGAAACCCCCCUGCUUUUCAAAUUCCGUGCCAAGUUCUACCCGGAGGAUGUGGCAGAAGAGCUGAUCCAGGACAUCACGCAGCGCCUUUUCUUCCUUCAAGUGAAAGAGGCAAUUCUGAAUGAUGACAUUUAUUGCCCUCCAGAAACAGCUGUCCUUCUGGCUUCUUAUGCCGUCCAGUCAAAAUACGGAGACUUCAACAAAGAGGCGCACAAGUCUGGCUACCUUGCUAACGACAAACUGCUCCCACAGAGAGUUCUGGAGCAGCACAAACUUAACAAGGACCAGUGGGAGGAGAGGAUCCAGGUGUGGCACGAGGAACAUCGAGGAAUGAUUAGAGAAGAUGCUGUCUUGGAAUACCUGAAAAUUGCACAGGAUCUGGAAAUGUAUGGUGUGAACUACUUCAACAUUAAGAACAAGAAGGGCUCUGAACUCUGGCUAGGUGUAGAUGCUCUUGGACUCAACAUUUAUGAGCAGAAUGACAGGCUAACACCGAAAAUUGGAUUCCCUUGGAGUGAGAUCAGAAAUAUCUCAUUCAAUGACAAGAAAUUUGUUAUCAAGCCUAUUGACAAGAAAGCACCAGAUUUUGUAUUCUACGCCCCACGGUUACGGAUUAACAAACGGAUCUUGGCACUUUGCAUGGGGAACCAUGAGCUCUACAUGCGCAGACGUAAACCAGAUACCAUUGAGGUGCAGCAGAUGAAAGCACAGGCUCGGGAAGAGAAGCAUCAGAAACAGAUGGAGAGAGCCCUGUUGGAGAAUGAGAAGAAGAAGAGGGAGUUGGCAGAAAAGGAGAAGGAGAAGAUUGAACGUGAGAAGGAGGAGCUAAUGGAGAGGCUCAAGCAAAUUGAGGAGCAAACCAAGAAAGCUCAGCAAGAACUGGAAGAACAGACCCGCAGAGCUAUGGAGCUGGAACAGGAGAGAAAACGAGCUCAGGAGGAAGCAGAGAAGCUGGCUAAGGAACGUAGAGAAGCAGAAGAGGCAAAGGAGGCCCUAUUGAGAGCAUCCCAUGAUCAACAGAAGACCCAGGAACAGCUGGCUGCUGAGAUGGCAGAACUCACAGCCAGGAUCACGCAGCUGGAGCUGGCCAGGCAGAAGAAAGAGAGUGAGGCCCAGGAGUGGCAACAGAAGGCUCAGAUGGUGCAGGAGGACCUAGAAAAGACCAAAGAGGAGCUGAAGACUGCCAUGAGCACCCCUCACGUCACUGAACCCAUGCAUGCUGAGAAUGAGCAUGAUGAUGAGCAGGACGAGAACGCGGCAGAAGCCAGUGCUGAGCUGCGGUCAGAGGCCACCAUCAAGGACCGCAGCGAGGAGCAGCGCACCACUGAAGCAGAGAAGAACGAACGGGUCCAGAAACACUUGAAGGCUCUUUCCUCAGAGCUGGCAAACGCUCGGGAUGAAACCAAGAAGACAGCCAACGAUAUGAUCCACGCUGAGAACAUGCGUCUAGGCCGAGACAAGUACAAGACCCUCCGUCAGAUCCGGCAGGGCAACACCAAGCAGCGCAUCGAUGAGUUUGAGUCCAUGUAAACUCUCCCCCCAGCACCUGCAGUCCUGCACUCUCUUCUCCCCUCUUUCCCAUCCUCUCCCAUCAUUCACUCGUAAUCGUGCUACGCUGGAACCACUACAGAAGAGUGACCAUGGUCUUAUUUAUCGAGUUUUGGGCAAACGCUGGAGUUAAGCAACAGGAGAAAAAAAAAAAAGAAUAGUAUUUACAUCUUCUUGGGGUGGCUUGGGAAAGCAAACAUGUAUUGGGGCAAAUCUGAAAUUGUUUGGCUUUGGAUAAAGUCUCGCUGCAUUUAGUUUUGUAUUGCUUACUGAAGUGGCUGUGGUGCUGUCCUCUCCUCUGGGGUGGGGAGGCCAGCAGAUACUUUUGCUGACUUAAGUACAGUAAAGUGCUAACGGUUUGACACUGUGCCUUCCUACUAACUUACGCAAGCUUCAGUAUUAAGCUUAGUAGCCAGGGUCUGAAUUUCUGACUUAAUACAGGGUCUGAAUCAUGUAGUUGAGAAGACGAGGCUGGAGCUUAGGAAGAAGGGUUGGAGGUAAAUUGUGGACUUUCGUUCUCAAAGACCAAAGCUUUUGUCCUUCAAACAUAAGCAGACCAAACAGAUACUGUGGCGUUCCUGCUGGUGUUACCUUUUGUUGUUUAAUGAUGGGAUUUUGAAUUUCCGAGUCACGAGGCAGCCUUUGGAAUAUUUCCACUGACACAGUGGUGGUUUGGAGCCUCGACUUCUCUGCUUUCCAGAAGUUUUGUCUCUGGUAAAUGGCUGUGUUCGCUGUCAUUUAUCUGACUUGAAUGUAACCAGUGAGGCAGAGAUAGCUAAAGAGCCCUGCCUUCCUUUUUGGGUUUGCCAGUGGAAACCUAAAGGGGUAGGUAGACAUCUAAAAGACUAAAAAUUCCUGCAACUGUAUUUUCCCUUGCUGAACCAGUACAUUUCUAGUCAUGUGAAUAGGAUUUCAGGUUUUUCCAUAAGAGGCCUUUUUAGCACAUAGUCAUUGGUGCCUUAUGACUGUGUAUAGAUCUACUGUAGCUCAGAUGUCUUUAGUUUAAACUAGAUGCAAUCAUAAAAAGUGAUCAGCAGCUGGGGACCAAAAACUACUCUUGUAUCUGGGUCACGUACAAGACACUGCAUCUGUCUUCCUGGCCUCGAGCAGCAUUUGAGGGGAGAGGAUCCUGAGAUAUUUCUCCAAUUGCUGCCUUAAUGCUCACUAGCUUUCUGCCAGAUCCCUGGCUCAAGUGCUUUUCCUUCCCUGGAAGGAUGCUUUGCCCCUUUGUAGCUUUGAGAACAGAAGGCUCUGUCUCUUAGAAAUGGGACACUAGUGGUUGUGAGACUGGUCCUGAGAGCCAUUUGUACCAGUUGUUGUAAUACCCAUCACCUCCUGUCUUCCGAGCUGUCCAUGCUGUAGCUACCAGGAAUCCUCCCCCCAUUUCUGGGGAAGAAACAGCCAUUUAUGCUCAGGGUUGAAUUGGAUUUUGCCUUGAUCCUUCGUAGAAGGAAAUGUUUAACCUUCAGAAGAGGCCUCUUAAAAAUGGAUUCCACCCUACAGUGGAGUCCUCCUUUGCUUUGCCCUCCUUGGAUUAGCCUGUCCCUACAGGAAGUCAUUGGGCUACUUUGUCAUUUAUUUUCUUACCUAGCAUGAUCCUAAAUCUUGUGACUUUCUCAGUUUUGUGGAUUCCCCCUUUGUAUGGGUCACUGCUAGUGGUGGUAAAAUUAAAAUACCUGAAUGCUCGAGCAUCGUCAGCUCCCCGCUCUGUGCCAAAAAAAAUGUUCAUGAUAGUGUUAAUAAACUGCAGUAUUUCCCCAAGAAUUCCUUGGGCUGCUGGAACAAACCUUACCAGGGCUGUAUUAUUUUCUUUUUUGGGAGCAAUACCAGUCUGUGGAGAUCCACACAAAUACCAACCAGCCAACCUCUGUUAGGAGCGUAGCUCAACGUGUUGCUUCUAAACAUCCAGAUAAGUCACGUGGGAGGCCCCUUCUCUCCCCUGGACACGUCUGCUUUUGGGGGACACGACACGGUAGGCUUUUGGUUGGCCAAAAAUGACGUGCCUCAGUACUUAGGAAGUCCCAAAUGGAAGAUUACAGUUAAAUUUGUCAGAAUUGAUAUUGUGCAUUUCUACACUGAAGGGUUAUUGGCACUGGCUCCACGUGAGUCUCAUUACUGGGGGAACAGACAACCUUUACACUUCUGUUUUUGGUGCUUUAAAGCUGGUUCUCAGCACUUCUGCUCUGUCUGUGGCAACUAUUGAUGCAUUUUUGGGGGGAGAAAAGCCUUUAUUAUAUUUUAACAAUUUCCUAAUGAGCUGAUGUAUGGUGCCUGGAUACAUGUUCAAAUAAUAAACCAGUAAACCUUUUCUGCUUUGAUGGGUCACACAACACUGCUGAGCUCAUGUAUUAUGAUGCAGGCAUGACUUAUGUUUAUAGUGUUGGUAUUUUUUUAAUCGUUCUAAUUCCAAAUGGUCCAAUAUAGGAAUAGAACGGCUUGUGCCAGUGAGUCCACCUAACUCUUUGUAGUUGUUUCAGCCCUGCCUUCUUCUUAACCAGUAUUAUAUUCCAGUGGUAUCUAAUGAUAUUUGAUUUCAAUACUUCUAGCUAUGCACAAUUAGAAAAUAUUAGUCCUGGGACAGAGGAUAUGUUUAUGGUCCUCCUUCCCUUGGAAAUGUAUACUGUAUUGUAAAGAAAUGAUAUUUUGCAAAAAAACUAAUGUAAGAAGCUUUCAGUAUUAAGGUGAGAUUUGUAGACACUUUUUUUUUAUUUGUUAGAGUACAGUGAAUUGUUCUUUCUCUCCGUGUUCCAGUUUAAUUGGAUAACUGCUCCUCUAGGGGGGUGGGGGGAGGGAAGUACUUUAUCAAACGUGGGCCUGGCUUGUUUUUCUUGUUUUAUUUUUUGUUACUGUAAAUUAUGGUGAGGUUUUUUUGACCAGUCUUUUUACUGGAUUGUAAUAAAACAUCAAUUCUUAAGGUGAUGGAGUAGUUCAUGGGUCCAUGUACUUAUCUGUAGAGAGAACCUUGAUAUAAAGGCAUUUGUUUUUCCUGUUUGGAGGAGUUGUUAAAAUCCAUACCCUUUUUUCCUGAAGUGCCAAUAAAGUUCAGAGAAAUUCA